Molecule: messenger RNA, 774 nt
Organism: Lactuca saligna
Lineage: Eukaryota; Viridiplantae; Streptophyta; Magnoliopsida; Asterales; Asteraceae
Source: the annotation of a GenBank genome assembly
AAGAUAUGAGCAUGGAUUUUGUGAAACUACAGAGAAAGUAACCAAAGAAUCAUUAAUAAAAAGACCAUGGACAGAGCAAGAAAAACACCAUCGCCAUCAUCAGCACCAAGAAACAGCUCCUUAUCUCAACGACAAUCAUCCUUUCUUAAAAUGAAACGUUCUACUUCCAUUUCUACAAAAUCUAGAAAAAGUGACAAGAACAAGUAUGCAUACAUCCCAGACAACUAUUCUUCACUAGAACAGGUUACAGACGCAUUAAGAGCAUCUGGAUUAGAGUCUUCUAAUCUUAUCCUUGGAAUAGAUUUCACUAAGAGUAAUGAAUGGACAGGUAGAGUUUCAUUCAAUAAUCGCAGCCUUCAUGCCAUCACUGAUUCUCCUAAUCCCUACGAGAAGGCCAUAUCCAUCAUUGGAGAGACACUUGCUCCUUUUGAUGAUGACAACUUGAUUCCUUGGAUGGAGGUCGCGAUUACUGAUAUGACAAUUGUGGGUGAUUUUAGGCUUCAAUGGUAUGUAUCACCAAAAGCGGUCACCGACGGUAAUGAAAUAGUACAAGGGUGGGUAGGACAAGAACGGAGAAGGAGAUGUUCACCGGAAAUAACCAAGGCGACGACAUCAUUUCCAUGGAAGGUAACAUCUUGUCAACAGAAAAAGUUAAGGCAACGACACCAAUUUCUCUUCUUCGGGAAAGCGAAGAUCAGUGGUAAUCCGAUGAUGGUGGUUUGCGGUCCGACUAUGAUGGACGGCGAUCGUCAAGUAAUGGGGGAAUUGAUUUAG